Messenger RNA from Homo sapiens (human), 6597 nucleotides. It is a transcript of the gene COPS2, whose product is annotated as COP9 signalosome subunit 2. Gene Ontology annotation, cellular component: nucleus; cytoplasm; protein-containing complex. The record is from RefSeq and is marked validated. Gene Ontology annotation, biological process: negative regulation of transcription by RNA polymerase II; neuron differentiation. The transcript is spliced from 13 exons. The coding region runs from base 22 to 1374 and encodes 450 amino acids. Lineage: Eukaryota; Metazoa; Chordata; Mammalia; Primates; Hominidae.
CUCCUCCCCCUCCCGGCCAAGAUGUCUGACAUGGAGGAUGAUUUCAUGUGCGAUGAUGAGGAGGACUACGACCUGGAAUACUCUGAAGAUAGUAACUCCGAGCCAAAUGUGGAUUUGGAAAAUCAGUACUAUAAUUCCAAAGCAUUAAAAGAAGAUGACCCAAAAGCGGCAUUAAGCAGUUUCCAAAAGGUUUUGGAACUUGAAGGUGAAAAAGGAGAAUGGGGAUUUAAAGCACUGAAACAAAUGAUUAAGAUUAACUUCAAGUUGACAAACUUUCCAGAAAUGAUGAAUAGAUAUAAGCAGCUAUUGACCUAUAUUCGGAGUGCAGUCACAAGAAAUUAUUCUGAAAAAUCCAUUAAUUCUAUUCUUGAUUAUAUCUCUACUUCUAAACAGAAUUCUGAUUUUUUAUGUCAGAUGGAUUUACUGCAGGAAUUCUAUGAAACAACACUGGAAGCUUUGAAAGAUGCUAAGAAUGAUAGACUGUGGUUUAAGACAAACACAAAGCUUGGAAAAUUAUAUUUAGAACGAGAGGAAUAUGGAAAGCUUCAAAAAAUUUUACGCCAGUUACAUCAGUCGUGCCAGACUGAUGAUGGAGAAGAUGAUCUGAAAAAAGGUACACAGUUAUUAGAAAUAUAUGCUUUGGAAAUUCAAAUGUACACAGCACAGAAAAAUAACAAAAAACUUAAAGCACUCUAUGAACAGUCACUUCACAUCAAGUCUGCCAUCCCUCAUCCACUGAUUAUGGGAGUUAUCAGAGAAUGUGGUGGUAAAAUGCACUUGAGGGAAGGUGAAUUUGAAAAGGCACACACUGAUUUUUUUGAAGCCUUCAAGAAUUAUGAUGAAUCUGGAAGUCCAAGACGAACCACUUGCUUAAAAUAUUUGGUCUUAGCAAAUAUGCUUAUGAAAUCGGGAAUAAAUCCAUUUGACUCACAGGAGGCCAAGCCGUACAAAAAUGAUCCAGAAAUUUUAGCAAUGACGAAUUUAGUAAGUGCCUAUCAGAAUAAUGACAUCACUGAAUUUGAAAAGAUUCUAAAAACAAAUCACAGCAACAUCAUGGAUGAUCCUUUCAUAAGAGAACACAUUGAAGAGCUUUUGCGAAACAUCAGAACACAAGUGCUUAUAAAAUUAAUUAAGCCUUACACAAGAAUACAUAUUCCUUUUAUUUCUAAGGAGUUAAACAUAGAUGUAGCUGAUGUGGAGAGCUUGCUGGUGCAGUGCAUAUUGGAUAACACUAUUCAUGGCCGAAUUGAUCAAGUCAACCAACUCCUUGAACUGGAUCAUCAGAAGAGGGGUGGUGCACGAUAUACUGCACUAGAUAAAUGGACCAACCAACUAAAUUCUCUCAACCAGGCUGUAGUCAGUAAACUGGCUUAACAGAGAACAAGCUUUUACAGACGUCCUUAAGGCAACAGUGCAGAGAUGUAAUCCUUAAAAGAACUGGGAAUGGCAAAACUACUGUCGGUUGAUGUGUCCUGAAAAUUAUUGGAGUUAUGGCAGAAGUGCUUUUUUGAUCAACUGGUUUGUGUUUUGCUGCUGCAUUUAUCCCAAGAAAAACAGCUUUAAUCUCCAGAAGAAAACCAAAAUACCAUGGGAUUUAUGCUGUAUUGACAUCUUGCCCUAAACGUACAACAUCAUAGUAAUUUGUCAUGGGCAACAUGACCAGAGAGAAGAUUUUUGUCAUGAUUUUAAAUACACUGACACGCUACUGUUGGUUAAAUUUAAACAUGUUUUACCUGCAGAAAUUCUCUCACAAAUAACCUGCAAUAACUUGAAAUGCAUACCCUUUUGAACACUUCCUUUUCUCAUGUAUAAAUUAAAAUGUUUGCUGCAUUUUGCAAAAUGUCAAUUCUCUAAAAAUGUGUCCGUAUAUUUCUGUACCUGCAGUGUAGUAAAGGUUUAGACGAAACCCCAUAAUUAUAGUGGCAUACUGUCACUUAGGUUUCAAGCAGCAAAAUAAACAGUGCAGCUCAGAAAUUGUAGUUUGGUUCUUGAUGUGUUUUUAUUACAUUUGGAGUUGUUUUGUUUUUUAGUACCUUCGAAAUUUCAAAUUAUUUUAUCUUCAGUUAAUGAUUUUAAAAAGCCUGGGGGCAAAUAAGUUGGUUAUUUGCUUUCAAGUUUUUAAAAGUAGUCUUUAUUGAUAGAGUAAGGAGAACUACUUUCUAACAAAACACGUGCAUAGUUAUGACAGUGAUGCUUUAAAGGAAUAAAAUUCUUUUUUUUUAAAGAGUGAUAUUCCUUUUCAAAAGAAUACUAACUCUCAGAAUGUUCACUUUAAACGAAUAUGCCAGAACAUAGACAGCUAAAUGAAUGUUACUCUGCAUAGUGAUCAUGCUGGAAGGUUAUUUCCUAAUGCCAGCAAUCUACCAUUGCCCAAAACCUGCUGAGUUUACUCUUUUAGAAUUGCAUUCAAAGUUAAUUUGUCACACACACUAAACUUUAUGAUUAUACAUUGUUUUAAAAAAUAUAGUAUUAGGAAGCUUGAUUAUUUUUAGUUACCAUUACUUGGCACCAAAUGAAAGUUUCCAAAACUUCCACCUAACUUUGAGGUAAUGCAGAAAGUAUAUAACUGGCUUUGAAGGCAAUCCCAAAAGAGUUUUAAAGGUUUUUUGAGCAGUGGCAGUAUACUUAGGAGAAUGAACUGUGGCCUUCCAAGGUAACUACCUUAAAGGAACUCAGCUCAUUUGAAUGUAUUGAGUUUUGGAUGUAUUUGUUUCAUUUUUUAAAAAGUUCACAUUAUUUUAUAGUGUCGAAAGGAAGAACUAGGAUUAACAUAAUUUCUUUGGUUUUUCUAUUGCUUGUUAUUAUUAUGUAAAAACUGGGUGGCAGUUCAGAAGGAAGAUUGUGGUUACAGAAGAGUGACAACCAAGAAUUUUUUGAUCAUUAAAUCAGAUUUUAUAAACAGUGGAAGGAGCAUGGACUUAAAACAAGGCAUGCUUAUUCGGUUUUGUCAAAAUUUUACGAAAAUAUGUGAUAUAUAUUUAUACUAAAAAUAUAUAAUCCUUAGAUUUAGAAAAGCAAUCAGUUAAUGUCUUUAGCAGACUAAAGCAGUAUUAAACACAGGUACAAGUUGGAAAUUGUAGAAAACGGAAAGAAAACAAAAGACAAAAUGUCUAUGGUAGGGAAUAAAAGUUUAAGAUAUUAUAAAAUUAUGUGUAUUUUCUCUUUUACAUAAAUCAUUUGUGAAAAGUGUGCUAAACUUUUUUUACAAGAGUGAUAUUAAUUAGGAUUUAUUUUUCAAUAUAAUUUGGAGACCCUUUGUUAUCCAAAUAAAAAUGAUGAGUUUUUGUGCCUGUAUUCAAAUAUGUAUGCAUGUGAUAACCCUUGAAAGCUAAAGCCCUUCUUAACUUUUGAGUUGAUGGAAUUAGAAUUCAAAGAUUUGAAUGAAAUGAUUUAACCUUUAUCCUCCAAUUCUUACAGUGCCCAGUUCUCCUGUGCUAUCUUUGCUUUGUACAAUAGUGCAUCUUCCACUUUCUAGAGAGAAAGCAUGCACUUGUUAUUUGGAAAACUGGGCUAAAUAUAUAACAGUAUCCAAAGUUAUACCAUAAUAAUUUAUUGUAAUUGUGUAUUACAUAGCUUUGUUUACCCAGAUAUAGGUGCGUUCUUUUUUUUCUGUUAGUCAUCUGUGACUUUUGUUCUGGAAUACAGGUUUUUAAAUAUAUCUUAACAGUCUGACUAACUUAAAAUAAUUUAUUCUUCCCUUAAAACAUUUUUCUGUGUUUUUGUGCAUCAAAUAUUGUAGAGUUGAAAUCUUAGAGAUUGCUUAUCGAAAUAUAAAUUUAGGGGAAGUUAAAAAUCGAUUGGCAAAUUUGUAGCAUUUAUUCACUGAUUAAAUCUUUUCCACUUUUGUGAAAACCAUACCAGUGGUUUACAUCAUAUUGUAAUGUGUUCAUCUCAUUCUUCUUUUUAUCCCUAAACCUAGCUAAAAGUUACUGCAAAGAAAUCUUUGGCUGCCACAAGUAGAUGCUCUCUACUACAAGAGCUGGAUUUCCAUUACUCACUCUUGCUCUUACAUUAAAGUUGUUGAUUAAAUACUUUUUCUCUACAUCUUAAUGUAACAUAACUGAUUUCUUUUUAAAGAUGAGUAUAUAUGUACUAAGUAAUGCUCUCAUUACAUGAGUCCCUUCUAACUACAGGCUGAUACAUCUUUCAGGAAAACUGAGAACCUAAUAUUUAAGUGAGGCCUAUUUUAAAUGAGCUAUACUGUGGGUGGUAGUGUUUGUUACCUUAUGUAAGACUUAGGUUUGUCUUAGACUGAAAAACUCUUAUUCUUAAUAUUUAAAAUAUCCAUGAUGGUAGAAAUUUUGUGGGAAAUUUUCUUUUUUAAUCAAUAGUUACAGUUCUUCAGUAAACACAGGUAUGUAUGCUUUUGUGGUGUCAGUGUCAGUCUAAAUCUAUGGGUGAAGCAGUUAGUCCAUAAGACAAAAAAUUAUUUGCCUAGUGGAUUCCCUUUACCUCUUUUUAAGAAGCUCAGAGAUCUGUAAUCAUUAAUUUACUAAGGAUUUUUUAAAAUAUUAUUUUAGUCACUUUUAAACCUGAAAAUUUCUCUUUUGAUUUAGAUUUUUGAAGUGAGGCUUGAGCAUACACAAGUAAAGCUGGGAGUUUCAUUCUUCAUAUGGGAUUUAUGACUAAAUAUUUCUAGCAUUUUGAAGAAGAUAAACAUUUUGAACUGAAGUAUAUAACAAAAAAAGGAAUUUGACAUUUAACUAUUUUGUAUCAAAGUGUUUAAGAACACUAUCCAGAACAAGAGAUGGAGUAUCAGGUUUCAGAAUGUGACGCAAAAGGCAUUUGGUCUUCAUUUAUGUGACCACAAUUAAAAUUUUCCUCUUUUUUUCUUUUUCUGGAGGUUUUCUUUUAGUUUUCAUUGUUUUAGGUUUUUUUUUCCCCCAAAUCAGCAUCCUAUUUAUAUUUGUUUGAUACGGUUUUUUUGUUUUUGUUUUUGUUUUGCUUUUUUUGGAAACAGUUUCGCUCUUGUCACCCAGGCUGGAGUGCAGUGGCGCAAUCUCAGUUCACUGCCACCUCCACCUCCCGGGUUCAAGCGAUUCUCCUGCCUCAAUCUCCGGAGUAGCUGGGAUUACAGACACCCGCCACCACGCCCAGCUAAUUUUUGUGUUUUUAGUAGAGACAAGAUUUCACCAUGUUGGCCAGGCUGGUCUCAAACUCCUGACCUCAGGCGAUCCACCGCUUUGGCCUCCCAUAGUGCUGGGAUUACAGGCGUGAGCCACCACGCCCAGCCUGAUACAGUUUUAAGCAGGAAUUUGGCAGAAAUUUCGUAACGAAGACAAAUUGGAGGUUCUCUUUAACUCGAGAUUAUUAAAUUUAUAGUAACUUCUUGGGCCAUUAAAAUGUGAGUUUAAAUGCCAUUUGGAGGAUUUGUGUUAUAUUAAGCACCACAAAUUUAAACUGUCAACUAGUGAUUCUACAUGUUUCUCAAAAUGCUAAAGUUUAGCAUCACUUACUUGCUUUUGAAUUUUAAGGAGAUUCGUCUUAGGUAAUGUCUCAGAAGAAACCAGUGUGUGGUUCUCUAAAAUUUUACUUUUUUACUGUCACGUAUAAUAAUAUCUAAACUACCUGUAGUAGUUAAAAAUAUUACGGCAUCAAAGGUAUAUGCCAAGUGUACCUUAAAACCCUGUGACAGGAAAAAAGAAAAAAUUAUUUCUUAAGUACUUACUAUUCGGGGGCAACUUUGUUCCGUGUUGGCAAAAUUAUGAACUUUGCUCAGAAUUUCCACAUGAAUAGCUGACCAAAACUUUUUUGUGUGCAUAUGUAUACAUAUGUAAUAAGUGAAACAUACUUGUGGGAGUACAAAAUUCAUCACCAGUUUAUCACAGUAAUUUUCCAGUUUUCUAUUUUACUUAAUAUCACUUAUUUCUGACACAGGCAAAUGUCAUAUGCCAUGAAAAGAAUUACCAGUGUACCAGUAACUUGCGUGUUAUGACUAGGUUUCAUGUGGAAGACUGUCCAAAUUUACAUAAUCUAGAGUAAUUUUUUAAUUCUGAAGUAAGGGCAUUUUAAAAUUAAUUGCUAAAGGUUGUUUUAUUGUACAUCCAUUUUAUGGGAGUUUAGAGUUUAGAAAAAGUAAUCUCUAGCGUCAUCCCAUGAAGUUGUCAAAAGUUUUGGCAUGCUUAUUAGCAACAUAUUAAUGCCAAGUGUUGAGUAUCUAAUUUCUGUUCAAAUGUUUGCCUAUCCCUUACUGUUUACGACAGUAAUAAAUUUUUAUGCAUCUAUUUUAAAUAACACUGAAGAAAAUUAAAAUAUAUUUCAAGAAAUGGAGCAAUGACAUGGAAAAUAGAAAGUUGUUUGGUUUUGCAAUGUGUUACAUAAUUGGUUGCAUUAUAAAUUUUCUCCAUUUUGUUUAUGAUAAGCUAAUAUAAAAGGUAUCAAAUUCCUUGAGCUAACACUAGGUGGGAAGGAAGUAGUAGGUGAUUAGGAAUGUAACAGGAUGUCUGCCUGAAAUGGUCAGUUCCACCAAUUAAUAAUUGAGAACUGAUUAUAUGUGCAGGAUGUGUCAUAAGAUGCUGUAAGGCUUAAAUACUCAAGGGUUUUUUUAUUUAUCUGGAAGUGCACAUUCCUUAUUGGUAAUAAAAAAUACGUAAUCUA